AUUUAUUUAUAAUUUUAUUUUAUAUUUAAUAUUUUCAUUUGGUACUUGGAAGCGGCAUCGGAAUGGUGAGAGAAAGUAGGGGGAAAGGAGAUGGAGAAGGGAAAGAUUGUGGUGGAAAAAGUGGAAGGGAAGUCAACGAUGACGAGAUGCUUCUCCAAAUAUCCCCUCAAAUUCAUUAUUCCCAGAAAGGUGGGUUCUUCCAAAACUGAUGCUGUCUGGAUCUACAGUCUCACUUAUGGCGGUGGAAUUGUCUCUGGAGAUUGUAUUUCAUGUGAAUUUACCAUUGGAGAUGGGUGCAAUACGGUCCUCACUACGCAAGCCUCAACAAAGGUCUACAAGUCUCUGGGGUCUAAGUGUUCUGAACAAAUCUUGGAGGCAAGAAUUGGGAGUGGUGCUCUCUUUGCUGUCAUUCCAGAUCCAGUGACAUGUUUUUCUGCUGCAAGAUAUUCUCAAAAACAAUUCUUUAGGGUGGGUUCCGACUCAAAUUUGGUCAUUGUUGACUGGAUUACCAGUGGCCGCCAUGAAAGUGGAGAAAAAUGGGAUUUUGAGCUAUAUAAGAGUACGAAUCACAUAUACCUGGAGGGAAAUCAGCCCAUAUUUCUUGAUACGUUGUUGCUAGAACGAGGGAGCACUGUCAGUGUAAGAGAACACAUGCAGGAGUACCAUGUCAUUGCAAUGGUCGUAAUCUAUGGUCCAAACCUGAAGCAUAUUCAAGACCAAGUUCAAAAAAAUGUGAAGAUGAUGAUGUCUGAACAAUUACACAGUCCUUCCACUAGCUUGGGUUGCCAUGUUCGCAUGAGAUCAGAUAAUUGGUCGGUGAAACCAUCCAUUGUUGCUUCUUGCAGUGUCUUUGGUCCAAAGGGAAUAGGUGUUGUUGUUCGAGUAGUUGCUAUGGAAACCGAGUCGGUAUACAGUUUCCUGCAACAACAAUUGGUUGGCUUGGAGCCACUGAUUGGGCUGCAGCCUUAUUCUUGAGCAAGAACUGUUCACUUCCAUUCAAUUGAGAUAAUUGUAAGCACAUUGCAAUUUGUCUUCUUGAAUUUGUAGCAUACAUUUCAAGUUUUGUUUAGUUGAAACAUUACUUUAAUUGGGUUGACACAAUGAUUACUAUUUGUUGUGUUUCGUUAAUUUUGAUGGAUUAUUUUUUCAAAAAAUGUGUAAACACCCA
This is a messenger RNA of Rubroshorea leprosula, 1168 nucleotides long. The record is from the annotation of a GenBank genome assembly. Lineage: Eukaryota; Viridiplantae; Streptophyta; Magnoliopsida; Malvales; Dipterocarpaceae.